Coregonus clupeaformis (lake whitefish) is the source of this 2414-nucleotide messenger RNA. RefSeq names its product potassium voltage-gated channel subfamily C member 2. Gene Ontology annotation, biological process: potassium ion transmembrane transport; protein homooligomerization. The coding region runs from base 156 to 1643 and encodes 495 amino acids. The transcript has 2 exons. NCBI's taxonomy places the organism in Eukaryota, Metazoa, Chordata, Actinopteri, Salmoniformes, Salmonidae. Gene Ontology annotation, cellular component: neuronal cell body membrane; voltage-gated potassium channel complex; axon. The record is from RefSeq and is a predicted model, not a curated record. Gene Ontology annotation, molecular function: protein binding; delayed rectifier potassium channel activity.
ACUACCAAAAGAGAGAGCGGAUAGCCUGCCCUAAUGUGUUUUUUCUUUACCCCUGGGCCUGAAAAACGUUUUGAAUAUUCUCAACAUUUUUGCGGCAGACGAGGACCGUAGGCUAAACAACAUUCCUGGACGUGCUAUUCUCUCCACUCCAAGUCAUGAUCAGCUCAAUGUGUGUGUCCUCUCAGGGCCAUACUUUGGCCCACGCCAUGGCCUCAUCGAAAACACAUCUAAGGGAAGACUGGGACAGAAAAGGGGAUGUCACAAAAAAGGUUGUGAUCAACGUUGGUGGCAUGCGUCAUGAAACUUACAUGGGCACUCUCAAGAGCUUGCCCGGGACCCGUUUGGCUAAACUGAUGGACCAUGACCUCACUGAAUUCUUCUUCGACAGACAUCCAGGUGUUUUCUCCAAUGUUCUGAAUUAUUACAGAACCGGUAAGCUUCACUGUCCAACAGAUGUCUGUGGUCCGCUUUUUGAAGAGGAGUUGGCUUUUUGGGAGGUCGACGAGGCAGAAGUGGAACCUUGCUGCUGGAUAACAUUCCGCCAACAUAGGGAUGCCGAAGAGGCCCUUGCAGCAUUCGGGCCAUCUGACUCAAAUGUGCGCCACAAUGAAGAGUUUCCAGAUCAAUUCGAUGUUGAAGACAACCAACCAAAUUCUCAGAGCUGCUUCAAAAGGUGGAAACCAAAAAUAUGGGCUCUAUUUGACAACCCAUUCUCGUCUAUGGCUGCCAAGGUCAUUGUGUUUGUUUCCCUCUUCUUCAUCCUCCUCUCCAUCACAGCUUUCUGUCUGGAGACACAUCCGAACUUCCACACGAUGGAGAACCGCACAAAGCUAGUCUUGGAGGGGAACCACACCGAAGAGGUGACAUACUAUGUGAUGGUGAACAAUCCUGCUCUGACCAUGGUGGAGGGCGUCUGUGUGGUGUGGUUCAUCUUUGAGUUCCUGGUCCGUUUCACCUGCUGCCCCAACAUGCUGGUGUUUGUAAAGAACAUACUGAACACCAUUGACUUUGUAGCCAUCCUGCCCUUCUUCCUGGAGGUGGGGCUGAGUGGUAAUGCCCUGGGCUUCCUGCGUGUGCUGAGCUUUCUGAGGAUCCUGAGGAUCUUUAAGCUGACACGCCACAUGGUGGGCAUGCGUGUGUUAGUCUACACACUAAAGGCCAGCGUUCAAGAGUUCUGCCUCCUCGCUGUCUCCCUCUCUAUUGGAAUCCUCAUCUUCAGCACCCUGCUCUACUACGCAGAGCACCUAGAGGCUGACCAUGAUGAAUAUUAUAUCAGUAACAUCCCCAAGGGCUUCUGGUGGGCGGUGGUUACCAUGACAACCGUGGGCUAUGGGGACAUUUUCCCCAUAACCUAUUCUGGCAAGGUAAUUGGAGCCCUAUGUGCUCUGGCAGGUAUUCUGACCAUAGCAAUGCCUGUCUCAGUCAUAGUCAAUAACUUCCGCCUGUACUACUCCCUGGCCAUGGCCCAACAGAAACUCCCAAAGAAGAAGAAGAGGCAACACCUGCCCUGUCUGGAGCACUCAGCCAGCCUUCUCCAAGAGGGGAGCAGCCAGAACGAUGGCUGUUAUAAGGAGAACAAGGAGAGGUCAUGUUCAGGUAAGGCAGUCAAGUCCCAGUCCACUGGGAUGCCAAAUAUUAUGUAAUAUAUCCCUAUUAUCGCUGCUCAGAAAAUAAGCUUUCACUUUUAGAGUCCAAUGCGCAUUUGAUUGAAUCCCGGUCUUAGUCUGGCUAUGUGACCCUGGAGAUAAAGACUGGAUCCUGGUUUUACCAUGACACCGGAUUUGGACAUAUUACUGUACUGUAGCUAUAUUAUCGCCAACCAUGAAUAACAUUAUAACAUUUUACAUUUGAUCAUCUUUAUCUUAACUAGCAGUCCAUCAUAUGGGCAAAGGACUACUAAUAUUAUUACUAUUUUUUUUUUAUUACUUCAUGUGUAUUCAAGGCGCUACAUAUUCAAGUUUAAGUCAAGAAAUGUACUGUAGUUAUACUCAUUUAUAUGUUACAGAAGUUGAGCAUUGAUUUAGACAUGAUGUAAAUCUGCCAAACAGAGUCGUGGUAGGCCUAAAGGAAUUUGAUUUUGAAACUGAGUAUUAAGAUUGUUGUGUGAGUUCCAUCCAUAUGUCACCUUUCUUUUUCUAUAUGUGAAACGAUGAGCUUACAAAAUGCUAUUUUGUAAUUGGAUAAAUAUUUGCCUGGUUACUUUUUAUUAAUGAUUUGUUAUGUUCUCUGUUUGGGUGAAAGCGUAGCAUUGUUGUUGAUAUUCAUAACAACAUGUUGCCAAGUCUGUAAUAAUCAUAAGGAUGUACGGUUAAUCAGGAGAAAUAUAAACAGAUGAAAUGUAUUCUCUUUCAUAUAAAACAUGCAAACCUCUAACAAUAUUAACACAACAGAUUAAAACGUCUAAUAGAAAUGUC